CCCAGUUUGUCCAGAAGUAGCAGUCAAUGUGUUCAGCACUGUCGCUGAUGUAACUGUAACUCCCAGCACGAGGCCUAUCACCACAACAAUAACAAAAUAAAUUAAAAAAAACUAAAACAUGAAAACAAGCAGAGCCGAAGCGGAACGCUUGCUAGCGAUCGGCGAGAAGCUGCUUCAGAGCCGCGAUCUGAGCAGCUCGCGCGACUUCGCCAUCCUCGCCCAGGAAGCCGAGCCGCUCCUCGAAGGCUCCGACCAGAUCCUGGCCAUCGUCGAAGUCCUCCUCGCCGCCGAGAAGCCAAUCACCAACGACCACCUCGAUUGGUACGCUAUUCUCCAGGUCGAUCGCACGUGCCAGGACCUCGAUCUCAUCAAAAAACAGUACCGUAGACUCGGUCUUCUUCUUCACCCCGACAAGAACCCUUUCUCCCUCGCCGACCACGCCUUCAAGCUCGUCUCCGAUGCCUGGGCCGUGCUUUCCGACCCGGUCCAGAAAGCGAUUUAUGACAGGGACGUGGCCGGUUCGGUCGAACCGGAGAGCUUCUGGACCGCGUGUCCGUACUGUUAUUUUCUCUACGAGUACCCUGCGGUUUGCGAGGGGUGCUGCCUGAGGUGCCAGAAUUGCGAGAGGUCCUUCCAUGGGCUUUCGAUUCCCUCGCUGCCGCCGCUCGUGCCGGGCCAGGAGGCCUAUUAUUGUAACUGGGGCUGCUUGCCCAUGGGCUUUGUGUUUGGGAAUUUGGGCUCCGACGGGCCUGGGCCUGGGCCUAUGGUCGAGAAUGGACCUACUGCGGUGGCGGUUUCGAAUGGGGUUAACGUUGCUUCGCGGAAGCGUGGAAGGCCGCGAAAGGGGGUUUGAGUUUUGUUCACUUUUUGUUUUUGGUUUUGCUUGGAGCGAAUUGCAACUGAAGCAAAACAUGGAGGUGGUGUUUUGUUUUGUUUAUUUUAUUUUUUUUUACCUUAAUUAUUUCUUUGUUUGUUGUACAUGCAUGCUCUUUUCGUUGUUGUUGAUGUUAUAAAUGUAGCUCUCUUGUGUCUGGUACAAUGACGAUGGCACAAAGUAGUAGAUCAAUGUUUAUGUCACUCAAUAUCAUCAUCACCGUUUUCUUUUAUUUAUUUAUUUCAGAAUAAGGUUAUAGACUUAUAGUACUGGGCUAGUUUUCUAGCUUUAUAUGGAUUUGGGAAACGUUCAUCUGUUGUUUACAUUAAA
Molecule: messenger RNA, 1204 nt
Organism: Glycine soja
Lineage: Eukaryota; Viridiplantae; Streptophyta; Magnoliopsida; Fabales; Fabaceae
Product: dnaJ homolog subfamily B member 14-like
Exons: 1
Coding region: 119-853 (244 amino acids)
Source: RefSeq, a predicted model, not a curated record